ACAAAAGGUUAGGUAUACCCACUCUCUGCAGUAAGCCUCAGUACGAACGCGGCAGCUGUACGAACUACAUCACGCUAUACCUAAUAAUAUGUAAGUAGUUUUUUUUCGAUUUUAUAAUUUAUCCCCUUCCCAUUAUGCUUAAAAACCACAUUCUAGUUAGUUUGCCAAUAUUAUAUUAUAAGUAUAUUAUGUACUGUAUACUUAUAUAAGGCUAUAAUGGUAAGUGUUCAUAUUUGGAUAAAAAAAAAAUUAUUUUGAAAAUUGGUAGGUAACAGGCAGUUUUUAAUUUAGGAAAAACCAACAUUAUUUUAUAAUAAUUAUUGUAGGUAAGUUUUUGAAAAAUAUGUAUAGUGUACACUAUACACUUUUGACAUUUAUUCACAUUUGCAUUUAUUUAUAGGUAUACACUGGUACAAAAGUAUACACUGUAUAACUAUGUAUUUCAAAUGAAAUAGAUAAUAUAGACAAGUAAAUAAAUAUAUUAUUAAAGAAAAGUAUUUUUUAGAAUAGCCUUUUUAUCUAUUUUUCGACCAGUUUUGACUCCCUGUGAUAACCAUAAUAAAAUAAAAUAUAUAUUGAUACCCUAUUCGAUAUAUUGUAUUGUUUAUUCUAUUAUUCGUGCGAUUUAUAACAUUUUAUUAUGAUUGGUUUUGCCAAAAUAAAAAAAAAAAAAAAAACAGCAGAUUGUGAUUAUAUUUUAUUGAUUAUGUUUGCCUGUGUUGAAACCGUAUUUUUGAGUUUACGUAUUAUAUAAUAUACAGUGAUCAUCUACGGAAACGUUGAGUUAAUUCGGUUUUGGUUGUUUUCGGACAUUUUAUAGAAAUACGUUUUGGUAUGUAGGAUAUUAUUUACAAUAUGUUUAGAAUGGUGUCCUUAUUCCAUAGGUUUAUCCUGUUGAACAUUAAUAUUGGUAUGAAUAUGAAAUUGAUUACCCUGACUCUUAUGGUCGAACAUUUUUAAAUUGUUACAAUAUAAUCAUUAGUUAUAACUCAUUAGCGGUAUAUAUACACAGACCCGUCGUAAGAUAUUUUUCGCCCUAAAGCGAACAUUUUGAUGCCGGUCUUUUUUGACGAUUGUUAAUUUCAAUUUGAUUAAAAUUGUAUGCCGUCCUAAAGUAACGCAUGGCUUGCUUGUACCCUAGCGACGGGUCUGUAUACCCAUAUUCACAUAUUAUAUUAUAUCAAAAUUGUUAUAAUGCAUAAUGAUAAUAUAAUACCAACAUUUUUAGAAAUAUAUUCCCUCUCCGAAUCUCAGUUAAUGUUCGAAAAUCUACUACGGCAUAUAUAUGUUUUUAUGAUGCCAUUUAUGGAAUUAGGGUAAAAUUUAAAAAAAUAUUAUUGAUAAAUAAGAUUGUUCACCAAUAUAAAUGUCUGAAUAAAAAACUAAAAUCUUCGUAUGAUAAUCGCCAUUUUACGAUAUAAGAAUCACUCUGUAGUCUGUACUUUUAUAUUAUUCAGUGCAACGGCCGUUGCACGCGCUUAGUAAAAAAAAAAAAGAAGUGUAGCGAAUGAAAAUGUAUAUUAUAUUGAAUUACAACGUUCUCAUUUAAACACAUGUAAAAUGGCUUAUGUUUUUUUGCGCAAGCAUUACUUUAAAACUACAGAAUCAAUUAACUUCUAAUUUAUGUAAAAACAUUGAAAAUAUUACUGAGAGGUGCCUUUUUUUAAUUUCAUGCAAAUUAGUACACGUUCAAAAUUUUUACCAAAAAAAAAUAUUGAUAUGGACCAAUAGGCUUAUGUGUAAAUUAAAAUUUCCUUUAGGUGUUGCUAGAAUGCAAUUCGAAAGUAUUCUGAAAUAAUACAAAUUAUGUGCAACUAACAAUUGAUCAACUAAAAAAAAAAUGUAUCGUAAAACAAUAUUUUCUGAGUUAUUCAUGUUAAAAUUAAUAGCAAAAAAAGGGUGAUUUCACAACAAAAACUUUUAUAAACAUGCAUUUCUUAAGAUGUUCUAUAAUAUGUAAAAAAAUCCAGCUUUUGGGAAUUAUUUCUGAGAAAAAAUCUUAUUGACUGUGUUAACUGUUGAAUGUACUGCAAACAAUGUAAACUAAUAAUGAUAAAACUUGCCUGUUAAAAAAGAAAAGAAAAAAAAGCUGAUAUCGUUAAACAAUGAAUUAUUUUAUUAUAUUUGCUCACUUUAAUAAUUCGUUAUGUAAAUAGGUAAUAUUAUCAUUAUUAUUCUAUACAGUAAAAAUGAGAACUUUUAUGAUUAAAUUACAAAUGAUUGGUAGUACUUGUCUAGGUAAUAUAAAAAAAAUAAACUUAAUAAUAAUAAUAACAAAAAUGUAUUUUCAUAUAGCAGGAAUGGCAAACCCAUGGCACGCAUGCCCGAGGUGGCACGCGAAAAGAUUUUGAGGGCACGCGAAAAAUUAAAAUAUUUUUACUAUAAAAUAUAUUAUAUAAUAUUAUAAUAGGUAAAAAUAUUUUGAGCAUACGGCUUUUAUCGGUCAAUAACGAUUAUUCAAUUUUAUCUGUAGAUAAAAUAAUAAUAAAUAAUAUAUAACAUUGCGAGUACCAUACGGAAAGAAAAAUUCGUUAUACCGAGAAAUGAAUUAGAAGAAAUUCAGCGUGAUAGGGGCGAUAGACAAAUUGAUCGUAAACAUAGGGAACACGAUUUUGAAAGUGUGAAAUGGAAUUCCAAAAGAUUAUUCCACCUUAAAAAUAGUAGCAUUAGCUGUUUUGUCUAUUUUUCGAGUUUUCUUGAUAUUUGUGUCUGUGUGCGACUAUAUUUGUUAUUGUGGAUGUUGACUGUCCAUUAUAAAUUUCAAUUAUACUACCCGUUGACUAUUCCGUAUUUAGUCUCAUUAAACUGAUGCAAAUAAUUUAUUGGAAAUAAUAUAUUCACACACACUGGUAAGUAUAUUUUAAUGACUACAAUAAUAAUAUGUUCGUAAGUAGGCAUAUUAAGUUACGUUUCCCGCUUCUCAUUCUAGAUUGACUAUUUUGUAAUUUGUAUAUUUAAUUUCACAAGGUAAUACAAAUGUGUAAGUCACCAUUGAAACAAAGUAGAGGAAAAUAACGUUAAAUUUGGUAUAUGUAUUUUUAACUGUAUAUUUUGUAUGUGACCCUGUCCUACGAAGGGGAAACAGGUUUUUGUGUACACCAAGUGUAAUUAUUAAUAAAUGACAGCAGUACAAAAGUAUCGUAAAAACAGAUCCCCCACUGUUGUUGUUUAUAUACUUAUAUAUAACGUGAAAAAAAUAAAAUAAAAAUACACUUAGAUGUUAACCUUCGAAAAUUCCUGAAUUUUGAAUGGAACGAGUCAAUAAUUAUUUUAUUUAAGAUUAUUCCUACUGAAAUUCUAUAUUUAAUAUUAAAUUUUCUGCAAAUUAUUCCGAGUCAUUUUAACGAAUAAUUUUACAUUAUUCAGAUUUAUAUUAUAAUAUAUUAUUAAAAUACAAUACAGGUGGUAUAUCACGAUCCAAAAAUUAUCCAUGAAGAUUUUGAGUAAAUUAUUUUUAAUGUCUUUUUCAUUAAUUUUUAAAAUAGUUUAAUAAUUGUAUUUACAAUAUGUUCAAAAUGUUACCAUUUUAUUCCGUACAUCAAAUUUCGAUUUUAAAAUUUAAAUUCUCCAUCGAUUAAAAUAAGGUUUAAAGAGAAAAUAUUUGUUAAAAAAUAUUAAACUGGAUACUACUAAUAAAGGUACCAUUUACGAGCUAUACAACUUUAAAAUGUAUAGACAGGAGAAGUAGAGAAGAACUAUUAUCUAACAAUGAAUACAUAAUUUUUACCCUUCUCUACUCUAAAUUUAAAUCAUAUUGUUUUCAUAUUUGUUUUGAAAUUAGGACGGUUUCCAUAUAAAAAUCAAAAUUCAAUCCUUAAUUCAGAUAGGUAUAAGGAGUAGGGGUAAACAUUUGAAUAUGGUGUUAAAAUAAGUCUUAAACAAUAAGCUAUAUCUUACCUCUAAUGAUUAAAAAAUAAAAACGGAAAUCAAAUUUAUUUUAAAUCCUCCAAGAAAACUACGAUAAAAACAAUAAUCUUGUAACUUGAAUUCAGAAUUGUCAUAUUAAAUUUGUUUAAUUUAGUAUGCCAAUCGAAUAUUAUAAUAUUGGUCAGAAUAUACUUGGAUGGUUUACCUUGUUUAUACAGGUUGAUUUUUUUUAUUAAUCAGCAAUUAUCUCAGAGGAUUUUAAGUGAAUUUGAUUUCUGUUUUUUCUAAUCAUUAUGGAAUCGUUUAAGCUUUAUUUUAAAACCAUUUAAAGUCAUAGAUAGGCAAUUUAUUAUCCUUCCCUACUCCCCCGGUUUAAACUUUAAACUUUUAUAACUCAUAAAUAAUGAGGUAAAUCUGAUAUUAGUAUUAUGCAUACCAAAAUUUCUAGAAAAAUAUUCUCUAUUAAAAUCUGUAUUCAAAAGGGGAGAGGUUCUAUUCGAAAAUUAAAAGUAUGAACUUAUUUAAGGUAUAUAGAGUAGGGGUAAAAAUUAAAAAUGGUUUUUAAAUAAAGCUUAAACGAUUCCACAAUGAUUAGAAAAAACAGAAAUCAAAUUCACUUAAAAUCCUCUGAGAUAAUUACUGGUUCAUGAUAAAACAAAAAUCACUCUGUAUUUUAAUGGGAUGUCUGAACGAUUUUCGUAGUCCGUAUUUAUAUAAAUUAUUUAUAUUAUAUUAUAGGAUAUUUUACACAGUGUGAUUACAUUUCCAGUGAACACUAAAUAUUUCGGCCGGAUGACCUUGGAUUUGAAUUCCGAAAACGGAAUACGUAUUUUAUGUGGUAGGGAGUAACGGUAUUAACAGUUACAUUAUUUUUAAUUUUGUUUUCUUUGUAGUAAUUUAGUUAAAAAAAACAACUUUUCUACCAGAAAACUUACUUGGAAGUAUAAACCAUAGCACAUUUUCUGGUAGGUAAUUUUUUAGUUUUAGUGUAUUUAGUAGGUUAUCUUUUGAUUUCCUAGUGGGUUUUUGAAAUAAAUGGGAAAAACCGAAAGAAAAUUAUAAGUAAAACUACAAAUACUUACGGGGCACCGUGAAGUUACCGUUUUAAUUGUUUUUAUUAUGUUAAUACGAUGUUUUCUACUAGAAACAUUUCUUCAAUUGAAAAAUGACAAAAGAUCGAUUUUGUUCCUAUGAAUAUUUCGCUAUUGAUAGAGCAAGUUGUUUUUUGAUAUUCAAAGUCGUUUCGAAAAUAUAGGUGUGGAUCCAGCCUACAUUAACGGGAGGGGAGGAUUAUAAAUUAGAUAUUUUUUUACUAUUUUCCUACUGGUAAAUAAAAGUAUAUAUAUAUAUAUAUAUAUAUAUAUAAAUGCAAUAAUUGCUUAUUAAUUAUAAUGAAUACUUUUUUUCAUAAACUGAAUUGAAUGUCUUUAUUGAAUUAUUUACAAUUUAAAAUUAACCUCCUAUUAUCAAAUACCUUUAUAAAAUUUCACAAUAAAAUACAAAUUUAAAUCUCAAAACAUAUAGUAGUUGUAAAUCAUAUAACAAAAUCCAAUCUUCUGUUUGCUGAUUGAGCAAAUAUGUCAAUGAGCCCCUACCGCCCCCUACUGCCCCAACUGGAUCCGCGCCCGCCUAAAUAAUUGGGAAAAACUAAAAAAUUAAAAUUCAUUACUAUUUACGGCAACGUAGCGUCCCGGUUUAAUUAUUUUAAUAUGUUCAAUUUAUGUUUUCUAUCAUAAAUAUUGCUUCAAUAGAAAAAAAAAAAGCUGAUAUCUACUGUACAACCUAGACACGUCAUGAGAUUUCUUCCUAUUUUCUAGCGACUCGAUAGUAGCUAGUUGCUCAAGCGAGGCGUCAGUUUUAUUAGACUUAAAUAUCAGUACUCUCAAAAAUCGUUUUUGAACUAGUUCAAUUUUAUUAAUUUGUCUAGCUUGGUAAAAAUUCCAAAUAACUGAGCCAUAUUCCAGAAUGGAACGGACUAAUAAGCAAUAUAAUAGUUUGAAGCAACUUGGGUUUUUAAAUUCUAAGCAGUUUCUUCUUAUAAAACCGAAUACUUUGAGAGCUUUAUUACACAUUAUGGUUAUAUGAUUAUUAAAUGAUAAGCCAUUUGACAAUAUAAUACCUAGAUCCUCUUUCUAGGUUACAAUCGCUAAUUUUGAAUUAUUAAUUUUAUAUUCAAAAUGGGUAUUUGUUUUUCUUCACCAAAACGUAAUUUGCCAGCAUUUCUCAGCAUUAACUUUUUGGGAGUUAUUUUUGCUGUAAUUCGGUUAUAAAUAUACGUAGAGACUUGAAAUAUGGUAUUAAUAUUUAUAUUGGACUUACCUAGACGUGGUAAAAUGUACAAAAUUGGUUGACUUUUUUUUAUAAUAAGCGUUUUGAAAUUAAAUUUAAACGAAAAUCGCAAAAAAAAUUACGGUACUUCAAAUUAUGUAUUACCGAACUGCGCUCGGAAUCGUCUUUCGUCAAGUAAUGGUUUAUCGUUGCUUAUAUAAAUGAAACAACCUUAGGUAUCCUACCUGCCUACAUUUUCACCUACAUCAGUGGCCACUCCCAUCCCCAGUAUCAGCUCUUUUUUAUAAUUAUUAAAAUGUUGUAUAACGUUUUGUAUACGUUGCCUUUUUCAGAUUCUAUUAUUUAUUAUAAAUUUUAACUCCGUAAAAAUAUAAAGUAUAGAAUAAUGCUUUUAAUUAAUACAACUUAUUAUUGAAAUAUAUUCUUGAGUGGCGUUUUAACAGUUUUGAGUAGACAGCUGACUGACUAUAUGGAUAUAUUUACCAACAGUUAUUGUGGGUCAUUUAUCAAAAUAAUCUCGUCAUUAUGAGAUUAUAGUUAAGUUAUACUAUUACUUUUAUUAUAACAAAUAUUAAUCAAAUCAUAUAGACUCAUGUAAUUUAAUGCGUAUUGUUAUAUUUAUAAAAAUAUUUAACUUAUGUUGUUUGUAAUUAAUUUGAACUUGAAAUGUCGUGGUAAAGAGGUAAAUAAAUACAGAUAUUACGGAAUCGUGUGACUAGAAAAAAACAUGCGGAAUCAUAUUUAUAAUUUAGUAACGUCGCAUUAGAAUACAAUACGGAGAUGGGUAGAAAAAAAGGUUGAAAAAAAUGUAAUAUCGAACAUUGAACGUGAGGAAUCGUGUUCUACCCUUAAUAUUUAUAUCUGUAACCAACGAUAAACUAUUGAUAACGAAAAACGAUUCGGAGCGAAGUUCGGUUAGGUUAGGCCGUAAUAUUUACGAUUCACGUCAAAAUUCGAUUUUAAAACUUAUAAAAAGAAUAUUAUAAUGUACUAUAUUUUAUUUUUUGAAACAAAAUAAAUUUUUUUUUUCCGUUCUCUACCCGACGUGGUUUUGCCAAACAUUUUUUUCGGAACUUAGGUUUGAAUUCAAAACCCCUGGGAUAUCAACAGGUAAGUACAACCAUUAAACUACGAUAGAUAUCCUAUAAAAUUGACAAUAUUAAGUCUAAAAUUGAUUUAAAAUCUUAAAAAAUUUGAAAAAUCCGCAUGGACCAAUUCCACAUAAUUUUAUACUCAAAUAAUUUUCGUUAAAAUUUGAUAUUAAAAUUAAUUUGUAAAAAAAAAACAUACUAAUAAAUAGUACUAAGCUCAUUUUUUUUUUAACCACAAAGUACGGCUCUCAUUAAAUUUUCAAGCAUUUCUGUUUAGAAUUUAAUAUCCGUAUUUUUUAAUGUAAUUCAGUUUAAAAUAUUCAUAGAGAUUUAAAAUGUUGACAGAAAACUUAUCUUUACUUUUUCUAGACUUAAUAAAACUUUUGGGACAUUUGAGAAAUUGUUUAGCUAAUUAUAGACAUUUUAAUUUUAUGAGUUUUUUUACACAAUUUUUAUUUGAUAGGUACUCUUUAGGUAAACUGUUAGACAUAAGAGAAAUACUUGAAAAUUUGAUAGGAGGUUUAUUAUAAAUUGUACUCAUUGUUUAACAAGAAUAAGUUGAGUUUAAUGUUGUAUAUAUUUUUUUUUAGAAGAAUUUUAUUAUCAAAUUUUGACGAAAAUCGUAAAUAUUGCGGCAUUUUAAACAUAUAUAACCGAACUCCUCUCCUUUUUCGUUAGCAAAGAUUAAUCGUUUCGUACAGAUAUAAAUCAAAUUCCCCUCUAUAUCCUACCUUUCCAAUAUCUCACCUACAACAAUGGCCCACCUAUCGUGCGAAGAAUGUCCGUAUUUUUAUAAUGUUCUCUAUGCAAUUAUUUCACUCAAUUUAAUGGUGACAUUAGUUUAUGUAUUUUUGCAAUUGAAUUUACUUGUAUUGAAAACUGUACAAAAUUGAUUUGAGCCCUUCUUCCUCGGGAUUAAAAAUAUAAAAUUAUGUAUAUUUAUUAUUAUUUUUUUUUAGUUUAUUAUGUGGUGGGUUUAUAUCUCGUGCUUUUUACUAUAUUUGAGUGCCGUAUCUUGUGAACCAGUGAUAAAAACCGCAAAAGGUAAAAUAAGAGGACAAAUUUUAAAAUCGAGAUAUGGCCGAGAUUAUUAUUCGUUUACUGGUAUUCCUUAUGCAAAGCCUCCUGUUGGCGAGCUCAGAUUUCAGGUCAAUAUUAUUAUUUAAACUCUAGUGAAAAACAAUAUUAUAUAACAGUAAUAUGUAUUAUAUUUGUACAGCCUCCUGUAGAAAUCGAUCCAUGGGAGGGUAUUUGGGACGCUAUAAAUGAUCCGAAAAUCUGCGUUCAAAAUAACCAUUUCUUCCCUAUAAUGAGAAGCUUAAUUCACGGGCAGGAGGAUUGUUUAUACUUAAACAUUUUCACUCCCGAUUUGAAUAAAAAACUUCCGGUUAUGUUUUGGAUACACGGUGGAGGAUUUCUCGCCGGCCACAGCGCACCUGAUUUGUACGGACCCGAUUAUUUUAUGGACAAAGACGUGGUUUUCGUAUCAUUCAAUUAUAGACUGGGAUUAUUCGGUAAGAUUUUUAUUGCUUAGGUUUUAAUAAUUAUAUAUUAUAUAUAUUAUUAGUAUUAGAAGUCGAACAAAUAUUGUAAUUGUUUUUUUUUUUCUAGGAUUUAUUAGUACCGAAGAUGACGUGAUACCGGGUAACUACGGAAUGAAAGAUCAAGUCAUGGUAUUACGUUGGGUUCGAGAAAAUAUUGCGAAUUUUGGCGGUGAUCCCGAACAGGUAACGAUUUUCGGCGAAAGCGCGGGAGGUGCUUCUACAGGAUACCAUCUAUUGUCACCAAUGAGUAAAGGUCUUUUCCAAAAAGCUAUACUCCAGAGUGGCACGCCUCUGUGCUGCUGGGCUCUAUCGUCACCCGGAAUAAUACGAAAACGUACUGAAGCCGUGGCCACUAUUGCUGGAUGUUACGCCAAUUCUUCUUUAGAGAUAUUAAACUGUUUGAAGAAAAUACCAGCUUUUUAUCUAGUCGAACUUCAUAAUAAGUUAUUCGUAAGUAUUCUGAUUCUGAUGUUCAUAUCUUCGUUUUUCCAUUAUUUUUGUCUUUCUUUAUUUGUGGUAAAAUUAUUCAUCUAGUAAUUACUUAUUUAUUCACAUAAUUAUUUAUUUAAUUAUUAUCAUUAAUUGUAUUCUAUACUUAAUUAAAUUAUGCUGAUGCUAAUAUUCUAACAAUAAUAUAAUAAUAUAAAUAAAUUAACAUAAUAUUUUACACAUGAUUUUUAUAUUUUAGGAAUGGAUUAAUAAUCCAUCCAUACUAUUUCCUCCUGUGGUAGAAUCGUGCAAUUCGAACCAGGAAGCGUUCCUUUGCAAUCAUCCGAUUACCGAGUUCAAACAAGAAUCGAAUGUGCCCACUAUUAUCGGUUUAAAUUCUGGCGAAGGAGGCUUAUUUGUUGCGAGUAGGUAUUAUUUAAUCUUUUUUAAUAUAUGAUGACAUAUAAAUAUAAUACUACAGCUACAUUAUAAUCCCAGUGGCAAGUAGAAUAUUUUUUUUUGUGUGAGACUCGACGUAUAUCUUUAUUUAUCAUCCUCUUUUUGGGAAGCCAUAUAAUCUCGGAAUGUAUUUGCUUGGACUGUAUAAUUCCGGAACAAAAGUGUAUUUUUACGGAAUGUAGGAUUGCGAAAAAGAAAAUUUAUGAACCGUAUAGUCACGGACCGUAAAAACCCAGAAUCGAAAAAUAUGCAUAAUUGUACGGUUUGUCUGUUCCCGGAUUGUUAACACUCAGAAUGUAUUUUACCGGAAUAUAAAUCGAAUUAAAUCGAAGUAAAAUCCGUAUUAUUUUUGGUUUGUAUUUUUUCGGGAGAAAAAAAUUUAGAAACCGUAUUACAGUCACGGACAGUAUAAUUCUAGAAAAAAUGUUAAACACUUUCUUUUCAAUAAAUACCGUCUUUUCGAUAAUAAUUAAUGAUUAUAUCAAUUUAAAUUUGUUAUUAAAUUUAUUUUCAUCAAACAUGUUAUAUUAAUUCACAUAAUAAUUGAUAAGUAGGUUUAUUAUAGGUACCUAUACCUAAGUAACAUAUUUUAAUUGUUCAUACUUACUAACUAUACGACAUUUACCGAUUAUACGGUAUUUACCAGUUGAAUGGUAUUCACCGGUUAAGUAGUAUUUAGCGAUUGAACGGUAUAACGGUAUUUAAAAAUACUGGUAUUUGUGAAUACCUAAUAUGUACAAAAUUAGAUACGAUAUUGUUCUGGAGGAUAUGAGUGCGCUUAUCUAUGAAAUUGUAUAGAACAGACAAAGUACUGGGAUUAUUUUAGAUUCUGAGUGGAGCGAAGAAGGUUAUGGUUUUACAAAUAUGUUUAUUUUUUUUUUUAAUAUAAUGUAAAUAACUUUUCUAUCAGAAAACAUAAAUAUGUUACCUUUUCUGAAAGGAAAUUCGUUGUGGGGAGGUACUUUAGAGAGGUCAUUUUUUGAUUUUCUUAGGAGUUUUCUCAACGAAUUUUAAAAACCGAAAAAAACGGGAAAAUAUAAAAAAUGUAGUAUUAGUUACAUAUAAAUAGAUACAUAACUAUGUAUAUGGGCGAGAUCGUUUUGAUCAAAAUCGUACCCUUCCCUUUUCGCCAAUUCAAUUUUCAGCCAAAACAAUACUAAUUUACUAAGUAUGUUAUACAUAUUAAAAAGUAUAAAAUAUUCAAAACGAAAGUUUAAUUUACACAUAUAAAUAAGAUUUAUUAACGGUAUUUUUAUGUUAACAUGCCAUAUACAUACUUAUAGUUUUAAACAAUUUAAUCAUUUGUUAUGAAGCUAUGAUAGUCAUGAAAAUCCGUUAAUAUUUAUUAUUUUAGUAUUUAUAAUAUAAGUAUCAGCUUUUGUGCCCAAACAAAACUAGCUUUACCGUUUAGCGAAUAUCGAAGGCUUUUGAGAACAAAUAGGUACUAAUGGUUUUUUCUGUAAAUAGAUAUUUUUAUUUUCUUAUAUUAUUAUUAUAGAUUAUCUUUCUUACUGGCAAUCUUUCUCACCUAUACAUUUUUUGUUUGGCCGAAAAGGGAAGGGUACGAUUAUUUUAGUCAAAAAGGGAAUUGACCUUUUUUUUAAAUUUGGCCGAAAAGUGGAUCGGCUUAAAAGGGAAGUGUACGAUUUUGGUUGAAAACGGUUAUGCCCAUGUGUAUGCAUGUUGCUAUAAUAUUAUUGGUACCACUUCGAUUGACGUUGAUGAUAACCGUUUACUGAUAAAAAAUAACUAUUGCUUUGUUAGAAAUAAAUGAAAACAAAUCCAAAUAUACCGUCCAGAAGUAGACAUUCCUAAAGGGGACGUAUUUCUAGCAUUCCUUGCUUAAUUAAAUGAAAGGGUACGCUGAAAUCUAUGAAAAAAAGCAAGAAGACUUCGUCCGCUUGUGUUCUCCUCAAUUUGAGCACUGGUAUAUCUAUAUACAAUAAUAGUUAUCAAAAGUUGAAACAAGAUAAAAAUGAAAUAUUAUAGAAGACCUAUAAUUACAUAUUACGUGCAAUAGCACGUAUAAACAACGUAUCUCAGUUGGACAUUAUGAUUACAGUAUUUUGAACCUAAUUAAUUCAAGUAGGUAUUGUGUACAAUUUUAUAUAGUUGAACUUCUUAUUAUUUUGGAUUAUGACGAUUAUGUAGACUUACAUUUUUAAAAAAGUUAUUUCAAAGUGAUGGGUUUUCUAAAAAUAAUUUAUUGUUAUUAUUGUUAUAUCAAACUUUAAUAAUCUAUCUAAUAUUAAUAUUUUAAAUCGGUUAUCGUAAAAUUAUUGAAGAAUAUAUAUUUUUAAUCCAUUUUAAUUAAAAGUUAAAAACAAUAGCAUUUUAAUUAUUUUAGAGAUUUAAUAAAUGAAAUAUAUUCAUGCGCUAACCUUGUGUAGUAUCUCAUAGAAAAACUAAUAUGAAUAAAUGUACCUAUACAUUUAUUUUUUCAAUAUCAGUGGUUUUGUUAAAAGUAUACUACUUAAAAUCGAAAAAUACGUUUUUUUAUAUCAAAAAAAUCAGACAAAUUAUGAGCAAAAACUGGUUAUAGGGCGUAUUUAAAUAUAAAAAAUUAAGUUGGUAAUAUCGACUUAAAGAUCUUGGUGCCCUUUUAAAAUAUAUUUAAAUCAGCACUAAUUUGUUAAAAGGGCGUUUACCACAUUUAAUGCGUGUAUACUUUGUGUACAAGGUAUUAUGUGUACGAGUAAUUUUAUUGUUUUCCAUGAUAAAUAUCAUUAUAAACUAUUUUUCUGUUUUUUUGCAAAAUAGUUUCUUUUGCUUCUUGAAAAAAAGUGAAAUUUGAUAGACGCCCGUUUAACCAAACACCGUCGAUAUAGUAUAAUAUAUUUAAAAAUCUGAAUUUAUAUGAAUUUAGAUUUAUACAACGAGACAUCGCUGUUAUUUCCGGAAUUGCAAACCGAUUUCAAUCGAUUAUUAGGCAGUUUAUUAACAUACAAACAUUUGUCGUUGCCCGAACAUUGGGACGAGAUCGGCGAUCGGAUAAUGACAAAGUACUUUCCAUCUGGAAAAAUAGACGACCACUUAAGCACAGUAAAUGUAUGUAUACUACACGAAACAUUAAAGUUCUUUUCUAGGUAAUUAAUACAGAUUGUCUUACAUUUUUCUUAUUUUUCUUUUACAGAUGUUAGGAGAAGGCACGUUUCUUCCAUGUGUCUACAGCAUGGCUUUAAAAUUGUCUUCGCCGUCCUAUAUAUAUCUAUUCGAUUAUCAAAAUGAGUUUUCGUUUAAUCAAUUUUACGGCGAAUGUAAAAAGCCCCUAGGAGUUAGUCAUGGCGAUGAAAUGAUCAGCAUGUUUCCACUAAAAGUCGUAAAUCCCAAUGGAUUAAACGAAAGAGACGAAGAAGUUUCAAAGCUAAUUAUUGAUAUUUGGGUCAAGUUUGCUUCAUCCAAGUGAGUAUAAUUUUUAAUAAUUUUAUUGCAGUUUUAUUUGAAUACUGAUAUACUUUAAAAUUUGAACACAAUAGUUUAGUACAAAUUAAAAAAUUCAUUUUUUUAUUUAUUAUAUAUUAUAUCUUUAUUUGUCAAUAAUUCAAUCUAUUGUGAGUAAAAUUUAGUGAAAAUAAUACAAACUUUGUAAUUUUGUAGUUUAAAUGAAAAUAACUAAAAUAAAUAACCAUAAUAAUUUAAUAUUUUAGGACACUUACUAUUGAUGGAAAGGACGACGGAAAAGCGUGGCCAGAAUUUAAAUCGAUUGAAAAAUUGUCUGUAUUGCACAUUGAUUCGGCCCGACCGAAACUCGUGCAAAAUCCAUUUGCGGAGAAAUAUAAAUUUUGGAAUGAAUUGCCUUUGUUCUCGCGUUUAAAACAAUUUACAUCAAAACCGAACGUUAAAUAUGAAUUAUAAUGAUUUGACUUAAUUUAAUUGAAUCAGUUUUAAUCGCAGAUUUAUAAUAUAAUGUAAAUAUCUAUCUAUUAGAUUUAUAAUUGAAAGUUUGUAAAUAAUGUUAUAAUAUAGUAAAGCGCGAGUAUUUGUGAUAUUAAUAGUAAAAUAAUAAUAUUAAUUUUUAGUUUUUACUAUUUUAUGUAACUUA
Molecule: messenger RNA, 13721 nt
Organism: Cinara cedri
Lineage: Eukaryota; Metazoa; Arthropoda; Insecta; Hemiptera; Aphididae
Source: the annotation of a GenBank genome assembly